CACAGUUGAAGAAUCGAUAUUGUUGUUGGUGGUAGUUGUUUAAUCGGUGGUUGUAACUGUUUACAAAAAGUUAGUGUAGUUACGGAAGAAGGAAUGUUUGACGAGGAACGAAUAAAUUCUGUUUAUGGAGUGAAAUACAGAGUUUGAGGAAUUACAUGAAGACAUUGGAGGAGCAGAAGAUGCCUCAGAACUUUACUCCCAUCGCAAAAGUGUGUAACCAAGAAACUCCAGAAUCUCAUUAAUUUGGACUGGCACCAUAUAACAUGGAAGGUUAUGCACGUAUCAACCAGUCACAUGAAGAUUUUGAUGAUUUAAAUAUAGAAAGAAGAUUUUCUGUUGGUGGCCGGCAGUUGGACAUACAUGAAAAAGAACGGAAUCAAGAACUAGAAGAAAGGCGUCUGCUGAGUCAGAAGGUGAAACUUGACGAUGGUACAUAUGGACAUCUGUUUUCGACAUCAGAGGGCGAUAAUGUCAUUCGCUGGCAUUGCCAUAUGUGUGACAUUUAUGUUGUCGGGUUUGGAAACUUGCAUCUGCAUAUUAAGGGAAAGAAACACCAGCAAAAACUUUUAUUACCUUCACACCCAAAGGCAUUUUUCCCCAGAAUAGAACGAGAAGAGUAUGAUGACGAUUUCCCACAAUUGGCACCUGGGGAACCUGUUCCUCCAGGUUUUGAAGAUAAAGUGCGGCGAAUUACUCAGAUCCAGUCAGAACUCGACAAGGUCAAAGAUAAACCUUUGAUUGGGCUGGAGUAUCUGUUGGAAUUGACAGAUGAACUUGGCAAUACUGAGGCAAAAUAUGUGUGCCUUUUAUGUGAGAAGAAAGGUGAACGUCAUGUCGUACUGGGUCAUCUCACCAGUUUUGAACAUUACAAUAAAUAUAUUGGAAUGUAUUUUCCUACUGCAAGUAGGGCUAUGGCCUCUGAUUUUCCAAAAACUAAAGAUGGGAAAAAGGCAAUGUUAUUAGUUUUAACAAAUAUUUGUCGCGCCAUUGAAAAACUACAUGGUCGACUUCAGCCAAUGGCUGUAGAUAAACACACAUUUGAAGCCAAGAAAAAUAAAUAUCUCACACAGAUUAUAGGAGCUCAUCAUUUCAGUGAGAAGCCUGGAGAAACAUUUGUAGAAUUAGUUGACAAGAAUAUCCUCAGCUCUGUUCGUUCUUCGCCAACUGAUCUCCAUGUGCCAUGGGAUGACAAAUCGAAAGAUGGUGGAUUGAUUACUUUCAACAAAGGGAAAAUAGCUGCUGCACAUCUAAGAACUCGAGACAUUGAGAGCAGCUUUGAGAAGAAAGAAACCUCAGUGGCUGGUGCUAACAAGAACCUGAAAAGACAUUCAAAGGAAGAAGACACCACACCUAGAAGAUCAGAUAGAUCGUCAAUAGAACAACGCAAAAGUUUAGAAGUUGGAGAAGACGAUGUUGAUGCAGAAAAUAAACCAAAGAGUUCACUCUCUUCAAUUUCGAGUACAUCUAUUUCCAGAUCAAGAUCCCGAUCAAAAUCAAAAUCGAGGUCUAGAAAGAAAGCAAGAGCUCGGUCAAGAUCUUAUUCUCCAUCAGUUUCAAGACCUGCACACGCACCAAAUUAUAGAGAAGGCAGGCUAGAAAGUUCAAGGUCCUUCCAUAGACGAACAAGUAGAGGAUCUCCUGUACCGUUUUCUAGGCACCGAUACAGACGAUCUAGGUCGCAUUCGAGGUCACGGUCUCGUUCACGGUCACGACCUAGGCAGAGAAUUAGAUCGCACUCGAAGUCUCCUGUCAGAUCACACCAUCAUAAGAAGGAGACUCCUCGGUUAUCACCAAGCCAUAAAAGAUCACCGAAAGAGGACCCAAUAGCUGAUGAGAAAAGUAAGUGGGAUACAUUUCGCCAUGAAGUUGAUAAAAUUGACCGAGAGGCAGCCAAACUUUUAAAAUUUCAUGAACAAAAUCCAGAAAAACACCCAAUGUAUCCAGAUGAAUGGAAAAAAUUUUGGAGUAUAAGAUAUAAAGAAUUACAGGCAGAAGGAAAAGAUCCAAACAAACAUAAUUUUAAACCUGAAUGGAUUGAAUUCUGGAACAAAAGAAUGUUAUUUUUGCAUAAGGAAGAUGUAAAAAAUAAAAAGGAACAACUGAAAAAGAAAUUAGGGCUUCCAAAAGAAGAGCCCCUUCCAGUUACCAGCAUAAAAAAGAAAGCACCACUCCAUGCUAAUAAAGAUGGAACAGUUGUGUGUGCAGACCCACCAAAGAAUGUUGUAACUGUAAAUGACAAGAUCCAGUCAAAGUCAUCAAAGCACACUGUAAGUACAACUAAAAAUAUCAGAAGCAGUCACUCUCCUAUGAAGGAGACAUCUAAAGAUAGGGAACCAGAGAUGAAAACUAAAAUAACUGAGAAAAAAGUGAAAGAGAAACCUAAAGUACCCAAACAAGUGACUGAGGAAAUAAUUGUAAUUGAGAAGAGAGAGGAGAACAGAAAACCUGAUGUGAUUAAGAGCUCAGACGAAGCGGAAAUAGUGCCAAUUUUACGUCUUCUUACAGCAAUGGAAUCGCAAUUAGGUUCCCUUGGCCCCAAGAUUAAUAAUCUAAUGGGAAAAGCUUUGUCACUAGAAAAAAUUGAGUCCCAUUCAGCAGAUUCCCUCUUAACGGUUCCUGAGAAUAUUGUAUUAUUUGAGACUGUUAAGGAGAAACUCAAGGGUCAGCUUAUGGCAGGUAUAGUUGAAAAAAACAUGUUAUCAGCGACACAGACAUGUCUUGAUCUGUUAGUAAAUGCCUUGAAGAAAAUUGAUGAUAAGAUAAUCAAAACAGCACCUGUUUCACCUGUUCUGAAACCUUCAGUUGAUUUUAUGAAGCCAAUUGUGGAAAAUGUUCCUGUGGCAGAAGAACCAAAACUUGUGGCUGUUCCAGAAGUUAACCCACUGGACAAGGUGGCUAUUGCACAGCAGAUUGCAGCAGCCCUUGUGGCACAAGGUAAAACAGAUGUCACUCAGGAAGAGUUAGAGCAAUUAAUAAAUAUUUUCACAGGCAUGGCACAGGCUUCGAAAGGUUCUGGCUCAGUCGUAUCUACUGCUCAGUUUGUUGCAAUGCAGCAACAGCAGCAGCAGCAACAACAACAACAGCAGCAGCGGCAGCAGAUGGGUGGAGGGAGUGAUCUCAUGAAUCCUCAAAAUCCUGCUGUAAUGAUGAUGUCAAAUAUAAAUACCGCCUCCAAAGAACCUGCUACUGCAUUACAGCAGCUGUUGUCUGUAGUGACCUCCAAACCAUCAUCCUAUACUGUUUCUGCAAGUGGGAGCUCUAAAGAUAAUGUAAGUGGUUUACAAUUAUUGCAAACUGCAUAUGAUGAGCCAAGGAAUUCGCCCGUAACAAAUAGUGUUGUUAGAGGUGACAAACAACGUAACAUUUCUUCCCAGGGUGCUGGUAUGUCUGUGGAUGAGAAAAAACAGCAACCCAGUGGACAUGAUAACAGAACAGGAAAAGAGAUAAGUUACUUGUCAGAAGUAGAAUUACAAACAUUGCUUCAAAAUUUUAAAGAUCUUUCAGCUCAUGAACAGCAAUGUCUAAUAACAUACUUACGCAAACUAGAAGAAAGUGACCCAGUUCGAGUAGAACAACUAAGAAAAUAUGUUGUUAUUGAGCCUCCAGUGAAGAAAUCCCCAUUAAAUACGGCUUCUAAACCUACGCCAUCACCAGACAGAUUUCAGAUCAUUGCUGGCAGGAGAGGAAGACUUUCUCCAUUUUCGCAGAGACUUUUUAGUUCAAAUUCUAAUGUAGAGGACAAAGAAAGUAAGAAACCUACAUAUGAAAAAGAAACAGAAAACAAAAAUGAUGUAGAUGAUUCUGAUGAAGAGUAUACGUACGAGGAAAUAUAUGCAGCAGCAUCUAAGAAGGUUAAAGAGAGUGAAGAAGCAAAGGCAAAAGCAAAAGAACUUGAGAAGGAAAGAGCAUCUGUAAAGCACAGUGAGUCAUCUAGUUCUGUUACAAAUAAAAGUGAUGACCCUGCCAAUCUCCUUAGAGAGACAAAAGCAAUGAUUGCUAAUUUAAUGGGACAGCUUCCUUCCAAGUACCCAAACAAACAUAAUGCAGAACAAUCUCCAAGGAAAGAUAUUUCUGUGAUAAAAUCAGCUAUGAAAAAAGACAAUCUACAAUCACCUUCCGCAAGUGCAAAUGUAAGCAAUAUAUAUACUGUAAAUACGCGGUCAUAUGGCGGUCGAUAUGACUCUAGUCAGUCUACCCACCAUUAUACUGCAGAGGAUACAUCAAAUAACAUGGCUCCUAUACAGCAGCAUUACUCUCAUUAUCAGCAUACAGAUUAUUCUGCAUCUUAUGGCACACCACAAGGAACAGACUUCUCAAACACAGUCCAGUAUCAGAGUAACUACGGUAAUGAAUAUAGCAACAGUUACAAUAACCAACCCCCUGUAACUCCUAGCCAGGAAUAUUCCAGCUAUAGUGUACCUCCUCAAAAUACGUAUGCGGUGGAUGAUUAUAAUCAGUAUGGACAGACUUCUUACCAAGAGCAGCGGACUGAUUAUUAUCCCUACCAAGGUCAGAAUCGUACGUACUAUUAGUCCACUUAAUUUGUUGAGUGGGUGCUGAACGUCGAGGCACUGUAAUAUUGCUCUUCAUUUGUGAAGAUGGAGUUCAGUUCAGGUGAAAGCAAGUUUUUCAGCUGAUCUAUGCAGAAGAUUUAUACUGAUGAAACAGUAUAAAAUUAUGUGUUUGUCCAUUUCCAUUGACAAAAGAUUAUUGAUAAAAGUAAUCUGUUAAAUAGAAAAUAAAAGCUGCAUUGAUGGUACAUCUGUUUGAUAUUGCGGACAAUGAUGUAUUAUCAUACAUGUUUCUUCUUUCUUUUUUUCCUUUUUUUUUAAAAAAAACAAACAAACAUGUAAUGCAAAAAAAAUUGUCAACUUCAAAAAUAAAUGUAUGUAGAAAUAUAUUGUGUUGUUUCCCCCAAUUCUCAAAUGUUUGAAAGACUUUAGAUGUUUUUAUUUGUUUGUCAUUGUAGAAUUUAAAGGAGCACAGUUUUAUGAUUUCCCAGUUGUGAAAGUUUUCUUUCUAAUUCUUACUGCAGUGUAAGGAUUUUGUACAUAAUAAAAUGAUUGUUAUAGUACUUGAAGUUACUGUCCUUCUUUGUAAAUUAGAGGUUUUUGUCAGUACUAAAAAUGUGAUGGUGAAUGAUAUAUGUUUUGUAAUUAUUAUGAAAACUUUACAUGGUUCAACAUAGUGAUAGUUGGAAAAUACAAAUUGUUCAUACUGCUAUCACUCAUUUCUCUUCUAUUUCUUUUGUAUGGCAACACAUCAGUAUGACGUAUAAAAUGUCACACUCAUGUUGUCAAGAAUGAAACUGUCUUGCUGUAUUAGUCAUUUAAGUGUCAACUUCAAAGG
Messenger RNA from Schistocerca piceifrons (Central American locust), 5349 nucleotides. RefSeq lists its product as uncharacterized. Lineage: Eukaryota; Metazoa; Arthropoda; Insecta; Orthoptera; Acrididae. The coding region runs from base 264 to 4532 and encodes 1422 amino acids. The transcript has 11 exons. The record is from RefSeq and is a predicted model, not a curated record.